Molecule: messenger RNA, 4632 nt
Organism: Echinococcus granulosus
Lineage: Eukaryota; Metazoa; Platyhelminthes; Cestoda; Cyclophyllidea; Taeniidae
Product: Tubulin alpha-1C chain
Exons: 17
Coding region: 1-4632 (1543 amino acids)
Biological process (GO): mitotic cell cycle; protein deubiquitination; microtubule cytoskeleton organization
Cellular component (GO): cytoplasm; microtubule
Molecular function (GO): zinc ion binding; cysteine-type deubiquitinase activity; structural constituent of cytoskeleton
Source: RefSeq, a predicted model, not a curated record
AUGUCCUGUAAACAUGUGGAGAAUUUUCUCGCUGUAAGGACAAAUUUCGUAGCGGUGGACGCAAUUUUACAUUUCGUUGUGUUCCCCAUAUCUGAAAAGGCAAUAAAAUAUAAAUCCUCCCUGUCGUGCUAUUAUUGUCAUGGCUUUCCACUCAAUUCUCCAAGAAAUGGGCCAAUUUCGUUAUUGGCAUGUGCUCAUUGCAUUCAUUUUUCCUGUUUCACAAAUCAACAUAUUGAAGACCAUGUAAGAUCCAAUCCAGAUCAUCAAAUUUCCAUUUGUCUCGAUCAAGGUGAGCUUUACUGCUCCAUUUGCCGCGAUUUCGUUUACAGCGAGCGCAUUGAGGCGGCUUACAGAAAUGCUUUGUCACUGUAUGCGAAUAAGUUCGGUCGAUCUGAGCGCCCUUGGCGGCCAUCCUAUAAAGAAUUGGAGUAUGUUCCUUAUUUGAAGUCGGUUUGCCUGCCACCAUCAGCUUCACACUCACGGCAAACGCGAGGCCUCGUUAAUAUGGGCAACACUUGUUUCCUAAACGUUGUUGUGCAAGCUCUUACACAUACUCCAGUUUUGCGUGACUUUUUGCUAUCAGACCUUCAUCGAUGUGACAAUCCAACUCGGUCUCGUAAUUGUUUAGCCUGCGAAAUGAUAAGAAUCACCCAGGAAAUUUACCGACCCGUUCUAAGUCCUUAUGUACCAAGCAAUCUCCUACACUCAAUCUGGUUGCAUGCGCGUCAUCUCGCAGGCUACGAACAACGCGAUGCUCAUGAGUUUCUCAUUACCCUUCUCACCCUCAUCCAUUCACAUUUGGUUGGUGAACAGGCACCAAGAGAGGAUGAUACAGACGAGACUUUGCAACAUCAUGAUGGAAGUUCAACGACCUCCUCGACUAAACGUCGUUGGCAUGAUAGUGAAAAAAUGGUGGCAAGUAACGAGGGAAGUAGGGGUGUCUCCCCUGAGUGCCUCUCCAAUUCCUCUCAACACGAAAAAAAAUUCAAAUCCUCUCCCUCCUCGGUCACCUCUAGCAUUACGGGGGAAAUGGAUGAGCGAAGCGCACCAACUUCGCCUGUUUCAACAUCGUCGGAUCGCACAGAGAUUGUCACCAAUGGCAGCAAUAAUAACAAUAGUCGUGGUGCCAUUCACACCACCACCGACACCAACUGUGACUGCAUUGUUCACCAAGUUUUCUUCGGUGACCUUGAAUCAGUCAUCUCGUACCGAGGCUGUGAUCAUCGAUCCUCCACGGUGGAUCCCUUUUUGGAUCUUCCCUUGGACGUUGCUCAGCGAGGCUCCACCUCCUUAGCUGCUUGCCUCUCCUCCUACUUCCGUGCAGAAGCCAUAGACGGUCUCCUUUUAUGUUCUCAGUGUAACAUUAAUCGGCCUGCUGUAAAACAGUUUUCCCUCCUCCAUCUUCCCACUGUGGUUUGCUUUUAUCUAAAGCGAUGCCAUCACGACACGAAAAUCAAUACGUCUAUCAGCUUUCCUGUGGAGCUGGAUCUGACACCAUUUGUGGCACAACUUGCUGAUCGUCAAUCCGCCUGGCAUGACAGGUACUCCUUGUACGCGGUUCUGAAUCACAGCGGGCAAACGAAUUCAGGCCACUACACAGCGUUCAUUCGUUCAGGCCCUGGAUGCUGGUGUCUCUGUGAUGAUCAGAAGAUUGUUCCGGUCACUCUGGAGCGUGUUUUGACCACUGAUGCUGCUUGCAAGCUUUCCCGAUCUCCCACCCAGUCAGCCGUUUCCACGAUCAAACGCCUGAUCCUGGAUGUCUGGCUGAUGCACAAAAACCACCUGCUGUGUGGUGAAAUUGAACAAGAGACCAAUCUGUCCGUGGCAAGGCGGGAAGUCAUAAGUAUUCAUAUCGGUCAGGGCGGUGUGCAGAUGGGCAAUGCCUGCUGGGAGCUCUAUUGCCUAGAGCAUGGUAUCCAACCGGACGGUCAGAUGCCCAGUGACAAGGUUCUGGGUCACAGUGAUGAUUCAUUCAGCACCUUUUUCAACGAAACCGGAGCUGGCAAACACGUCCCACGUGCUGUGAUGGUUGACUUGGAACCAACUGUCGUUGAUGAAAUCCGAACUGGGACAUACCGUCAGUUGUUCCAUCCAAGUGAAUUAGUGACCGGGAAAGAGGAUGCAGCUAAUAACUAUGCGCGUGGACACUAUACAGUGGGAAAGGAAAUGGUCGACCUAAUAUUGGACAGAAUACGGAAGCUGACCGACUGUUGUAGUGGUCUCCAAGGCUUCUUGAUCUUCCACUCCUUCGGUGGUGGAACGGGCUCGGGUUUUACUUCCCUCCUGAUGGAACGCAUCAGUGUUGACUACGGAAAGAAAUCUAAGCUCGAGUUUGCAAUCUACCCAGCUCCCCAAGUGUCAACUGCGGUCGUUGAACCCUACAACUGCAUCCUCUGUACCCAUGCCACUCUAGAACAUUCGGAUUGCGCUUUCAUGGUCGACAACGAGGCAAUAUAUGAUGUGUGCAGGCGGAAUUUAGAUAUUGAACGACCCACCUAUACAAAUCUGAAUCGAUUGAUAGCUCAAAUGGUUAGCUCAAUCACCGCGUCUUUGCGUUUCGAUGGGGCACUCAAUGUCGACUUAACCGAGUUUCAAACCAACUUAGUUCCCUACCCUCGUAUUCACUUUCCUCUCGCUUCCUAUGCUCCUACCGUGUCUGCAGAAAAGGCCUACCAUGAACAGUUGACCGUGAUUGAAAUUACGAAUGCCUGCUUUGAACCAGCCAAUCAAAUGGUAAAGUGCGACCCACGCCAUGGAAAGUAUAUGGCCUGUUGCAUGCUCUAUCGAGGAGAUGUUGUUCCCAAGGAUGUAAACGCAGCAAUUGCAUCAAUCAAGUCCAAGAGAACUAUCCAGUUUGUCGAUUGGUGUCCCACUGGCUUCAAAGUUGGUAUUAACUACCAGCCUCCCACGGUGGUUCCAGGUGGUGACCUGGCAAAAGUUCAGCGAGCCGUCUGCAUGAUGAGUAACACGACAGCGAUUGCAGAGCCAUGGGCUCGUCUAGACCACAAAUUCGACCUAAUGUAUGCAAAAAGAGCCUUCGUUCAUUGGUACGUUGGUGAAGGCAUGGAAGAGGGCGAAUUUUCGGAGUCUAGAGAGGACAUGGCAGCUCUGGAGAAGGACUAUGAAGAGUUUAAAACCAAAAUCAAUGUCCCCCAAUUCGGGAAAAUCGAUUUUCCCCAAUCGCCUUUAAAAGCCUCUGAAUUGCGCCAAUCAAUACAUUUGUGCAUUGUACAUUUGGCUUACCGGAUGCGUGAGAUAAUCAGCAUUCACAUCGGUCAAGGUGGCGUGCAAAUGGGCAAUGCCUGCUGGGAGCUCUAUUGUCUGGAGCACGGUAUUCAGCCAGACGGUCAGAUGCCGUGCGAAAAGACCAUUGGUGGAGGUGAUGACUCAUUCCAGACCUUCUUUUGUGAAACUGGAGCUGGGAAACACGUGCCCCGCGCGGUUAUGGUUGAUCUUGAACCUACAGUAGUCGACGAGGUGAGAACGGGAACCUACCGUCAACUGUUUCAUCCGGAUCAAUUGGUUACUGGGAAGGAAGAUGCGGCAAAUAAUUAUGCAAGAGGUCACUAUACAGUGGGAAAAGAAAUGGUUGAUAUCAUUUUGGACCGAGUGAGGAAAAUGUCCGACUGCUGUACCGGAAUGCAGGGCUUCCUCGUUUUCCACUCCUUUGGUGGAGGUUCAGGUUCUGGAUUUACAUCUCUCCUGAUGGAACGACUCUCCGUUGACUAUGGAAAGAAGUCUAAACUCGAAUUUGCCAUCUAUCCAGCACCACAGAUCGCUACAGCCGUUGUAGAGCCUUACAACGCUAUUCUCUGCACGCACACAACCCUUGAACAUUCGGACUGUUGCUUUAUGGUUGACAACGAGGCUAUUUAUGAUAUCUGCAGGCAAGCUAAUUAUGAUAAUGCUCAUUUUAGACGAAAUUUAGACAUUGAAAGACCAACAUACACCAAUCUGAACCGCCUCAUAGCGCAAAUUGUCAGUUCCAUAACAGCCUCUCUGCGAUUUGACGGCGCUUUAAAUGUAGAUUUGACAGAAUUCCAGACUAAUCUAGUCCCUUACCCACGAAUCCACUUUCCCUUAGCCACCUACGCCCCCACAGUCUCGGCUGAGAAGGCAUAUCAUGAACAGCUCAGUGUUCCAGAACUCACCAACGCUUGUUUCGAACCCGCUAACCAAUUGGUGAAGUGCGACCCACGCCAUGGCAAAUACAUGGCUUGUUGCAUGCUCUAUCGUGGAGAUGUGAUUCCCAAAGAUGUGAACGCCUCGAUAGCUUGCAUAAAGACCAAGAGGACUAUCCAAUUCGUUGACUGGUGUCCUACCGGUUUCAAGGUUGGUAUUAAUUACCAACCGCCCACUGUGGUUCCAGGGGGUGAUCUGGCAAAGGUUCAACGAGCGCUUUGCAUGAUCUCCAACACUACAGCAAUUGCGGAGGCCUGGGCCCGCCUGGAUCACAAAUUCGACCUAAUGUAUGCCAAGAGAGCCUUCAUUCACUGGUACGUUGGUGAAGGCAUGGAGGAGGGUGAAUUUUGCGAGGCUAGAGAAGACACAGCUGCCCUUGAAAAGGACUAUGAUGAAGUGGGACAGGAAACGAUGGAAGGCGAAGGUGAGGGUGAGGAGGACGAGUACUAA